CGCUUGCUGGGCAGCCGGGAGAUAAGCUGCUUCUCCUUGGCCGCUUUCCCAGGUAGAGUGCCGGCCUAGAAGGUGGUUGGGAGCACAGCUGGAAAGAGGCAAAGGAACUCGCGGGUCAUGGGCAAAUCCAGUUCUGCGGAGAGGAAGGAGGCCGGACGGCAGUUCCUGCAGUUCCUGAAGGACACGGGCAGGGAAGCCGAGAGCGACAAAGACCGUCUCCGGGCGAUCUACACCGAGUUCAAAGAUAUGGAUAACAAAAGAAGACCCAGCUUCUCCAGUGUGCUCUAUACUCUUCGGCAAAGUGGACGCGCUGUAGUAAUCAAUAAUUUUGUGCAGUUUGGUGUGGUGAGGAGGAGGUUUCCCAAUCAGUACUGGGGACCAGGAAAUGAUGCUAGAGAUCAGGGUUCUGCAUCAGCUGAUGGCCCGUCUCACGGAAGAUCACGUGCUAAGGACAGAGCUGAAUUCAUUUCGAAGAAGAAUGGCAUAGAUAUCGUUUCUCAGCAUGAUCUCCCCAAUGGACGCAUUCGCUUUCCUGUCUCUCUUAAUGAGCGCAAAACUGUUACUAUACUGGUCAAAAAUGGCGGGGCUCAUGCGGUGAUUCUACACAACUACAAAAGAUGGCAUCGAAGUCGUGAGUUAACCUUUGCGGAAUCCCAGCCUUUGCCUGUGAGACUUCUGCCAGGGACAUCAUGGGAGAUCUCAGUGCAUUGCUUGACAAGCUACUAUGGUUACUUUCCAACAACUGUACUGUUUGCGUUCACCACCGAGCAGAAUGAAUUCUUCAAGAUUGGGCGUUUUGUGUCAGCUGUAGCUAAUAGCAAACUUGCAGAACAACUGGGUCCUUCUGCUCCUUAUCGACCCUAUGAAGCCAUUCUUCGUAAACCCCAGGUCCUGACUACAGAGAGUGGCAACCCACCUGACAAUAUUUUACAGUAUAAACUUGAACAGGAAAUACCUCUAGAGUAUUUUCACUAUCCAACCAACUUGAAGGACCUAGUCAGUUAUCUUCAUGAGGGCCAUGCACCCAAAGAUGGCUCCCGUCCCAAAGUUGCCAAGCUUCGGUCUAAUCUGAAAGCCACCCUGGAGUUUAACAAUUAUUGUGAGAAGUUUAAAUUGCUGCUUUAUCUGGAAGAAAUACAGAUGGAAGUGGACAUCCACCGAUACAACAUGGAGGAUGUUUGCAUGGAGAAGGAUCCUCAGCGUAGGAAUCUCCUUGUCCUGAAGGUGCCUGGUGUGGCUGAAAACCGCCCAUCAGUACUGAGAGGCGAUCAUCUUUUUGUGACUUUGGCUGAUGACCGUGGACAGAGCCCAGUUGUCCAGUACAAGGGCUAUGUCCAUGCUGUGGAACUGGAAAAAGUCAAGCUGGACUUUUCCCAAAAACUGAUGUCCCUGUUCAUCAAUAACAUGAAAUUUGAUGUCACUUUCACCUUCAAUCGUCUGCCAUUACGGAUUCAGCAUCGGGCUGUUGUUCUUGCCCAGGAAAGGCAACUGCAGCAUUUGCUCUUCCCAUCUUUUUCAUAUCAGGAAUCCUUGCUCUCUGAUGGGCAGCGUCUCAGACUAUGUAACCCUGACCUGGAGAAAAAUGAGGAGCAAAAAACAACUGUUUAUCAGGUGGUGGCAGGCACUUCCAGACCAGCCCCAUACCUCAUAUUUGGACCUCCAGGUACUGGCAAGACAGUCACGAUAGUAGAAGCCAUCGAACAGGUUCUGCGCUGCAUUGAAGGUUCCCAUGUACUUGCAUGUGCUCCUUCCAACAGUGCCUCUGACCUUCUGUGCCAACUUCUUGUGAAACACGUGGAGAAAAGGAACAUCUACAGGUUAAAUGCUUACAGCAGGGAUUAUCGCAUGAUACCUGAAGAUAUCAAGCCUUAUUGUAACUGGAAUGAUGAAGAGCAAAUCUUUGUCUUUCCAAGCAAAGAGGAGCUGAAAAACUACCGCGUUAUCAUCACUACACUGGUGACAGCAGGAAGAUUGGUCUCUGCUGAUUUCCCUAGGGGGCAUUUUUCUCAUGUGUUCAUUGAUGAGAGUGGCCAUGCUGUGGAGCCAGAAAGCCUGGUUGCCAUUGCAGGUCUCCUAGCCAUGAUGGACUCAAAGACAAAUCCCAAGGGAGGGCAGCUUGUUUUGGCAGGGGAUCCUAAGCAACUGGGACCCAUCCUAAGGUCUCCUCUGGCUAUCGAGCAUGGUUUAGAACUUUCCCUGUUGGAGCGGCUGAUGCAUCACAAUUCCCUGUACCAAAAGAAGGAUGGGCAUUAUAACCCACAGUUUGUCACCAAACUGCUGCGAAAUUACAGGUCCCAUCCUGAUAUCUUGAAAUUUCCCAACGACAAGUUCUACGAUGGAGAACUGCAGGCCUGUGCCAACCCUCUCAUCUCGCAUUCCUACUGCUCCUGGAGUGAACUGGUGAAGCAGAGGUUUCCGAUCAUCUUUUAUGGUGUCUGUGGAGAAGACCAACGGGAAGAAAAGAGCCCUUCAUUUUUCAACACAGCUGAGAUCGACGUGGUGAUAAGCUACCUCAAGAAAUUGCUUCAGGAACAGCAGGGCAAGAAAGGCUUGUCCCGCAUGUCACCCAAAGAGAUCGGUGUCAUCUCUCCAUACAGGAAGCAGGUGGAAAAGAUAAGAAAGGCCAUUACCAUUGAGUUAAAGAACCAGCCAGAUAUCAAGGAUCUAAAGGUGGGCUCAGUGGAGGAGUUCCAGGGCCAGGAGCGGCGUGUUAUACUCAUUUCCACAGUGCGCAGCAAAAGUGAAUACUUUGAGAUGGAUGAAAAGUUCAAUCUUGGAUUCCUGAAGAACCCCAAGCGCUUCAAUGUGGCUGUGACAAGAUCCAAAGCACUCUUGAUUGUCAUAGGCAAUCCAACUAUUCUCAAAAAGGAUCCAAUGUGGGGCGAGUUUCUCCAGUACUGCAGGGAAAAUGGUGCAUACAAAGGAUUUCCGUAUGAGGAAGAAGGGAAUGAGGAGGAUGAAGAUCUGGCUGCAGAAUUUCGUUCCCUCAGCCUGAAUAGGCAGCCAACUGGCCAUAACUUAGCUGAGAGUCACAUUCAGCAACAAGCAGAGCCAGCAUGGAGACACGAGCACUGAGUCUCUGUUCAGCCCUCAACUCAGUACUGCUCCUGCAGUACCCUCCUGCAUUCCCAAAUAGAGUGCUUCUCUUUGUGCUGCUUAGAUACAGAUAGAUUGCAAUGCAGGUGACAACCCAACUCUACCUACUGUCUCUCAGGGACUGAAGCAGGAAUCUUGCACACAAAUCCAAGAUGGCUAUCCUAAUCAUGAAAUGGGAAUACUUUGUGCAGUUAUCAUUAUUAAUUUAGUGCAAGUUCUUGUUUGCUUCUGCAGCUUAGUAACGGACACUUCUGUAAUUCCUUUCUGCUUUUCUAAGUGUUUCAAAAGUCUUGGAUUGUUGGAGCAGCAGAAAUGACAAACUGGACAAAGGAGUGGUAUUAAGUAUGGGGUUUCUUCUUCCCCAAUUCAGCAUUGCUGUUUGUGCCUUUUUUACUAUGUUUCUGUUUAGCUUUGAAAGUUUACCUUGAAUUGCAUCUGGAAAAAAACUUUAUUCCUUGAUUUUCCAUGACAGUUGGAUUUUAUCAACUGUUUUGUACUGCAUUCCAAUUAAAGUUUACAAGAUAAAAUGACUACUGGAUCAUGGAAUCACAAGACCA
Molecule: messenger RNA, 3653 nt
Organism: Sphaerodactylus townsendi
Lineage: Eukaryota; Metazoa; Chordata; Lepidosauria; Squamata; Sphaerodactylidae
Gene: MOV10
Product: Mov10 RISC complex RNA helicase
Exons: 22
Coding region: 118-3075 (985 amino acids)
Molecular function (GO): RNA binding; 5'-3' RNA helicase activity
Source: RefSeq, a predicted model, not a curated record